UACAAUCAGUGUAAUCUGAAUUUGGUUACUCCCCGCCAAGUCCGAUAUCUUUACAUCGCGGAUAAUGUAGAGUCUACUACUGAGACCUACUCUAGUGGUGUGAUCAUUCGCAAGUCGUUGGCCGCCUUCGCCGGUUCUGCAACCACCGAGGCACCAAGUGUCACAUGCAAAGCUACCUGGUUGAUGACUCGCCGUCUAGCUUCCUCUUCCAACGGAUUGACCAAUAUGCCCCAGCUGAACGGCGACCAGCCACAUAUACAGCCAGGUAUUCCACCGGAUAUCUGCGAUGGCAGCGCAGAUGGUCUCUCUAAGACAAGCGAUGCCAAUUCAACUGUAAAGCCUAUUCACGAAUCCAAAAUUCGACUGGAGUCUACACCAGGCACCAUCCUUGAGUCAACUGGAUCACUAGGUUCCCAGGACGAUCAAGAUAACUCAGGAUUUGGUGACCAAUCGUUUAAGCUACGAGUCAACUCGGAUGGCCUGGUUCUAGGUCCUUUGCCCCAGCCGCCGUUAUCUGGACAACAGCAGCAGCAGAAGCUGUUACUGCUGCCUCAGCAGCGCACCAAUCAAGAGACUUGGCCAGACAGCCUUGCCAUUUUGCGCUGGUACCAGGCUCGGUUGUCACGUUACCGAGUUUCUGGUCUGGUUCCUUGGACAAGCGACCUGGCUGCUGAAGCUGGUUGGUCGGAUGGGCGAGCUCUUCUUUGUUUGCUGCAUGCGUACUUACCCGAGGUCAUCUCUACCGAAGUACGUACUAAUCUAGAACGGCAUCUUCUUGCACCACGAUCCCCUAGUACGGCCAAGUCGACUAGUGCAGAACUCUUUAAUCCCGUACAAACAUCUUCUGACGAGGACACGCUAAGAGGAUUCACUUUAGAAAUGAUUCUUCGGUUAUAUCAAGACAGAUUUGGUUUCGACUGUCAAGCUCUGCUAAAAUCACCGCCUCAGUCUCCCUCACCAUGUGUAGAGGUUGAGUUUUCUGAACUUAUUGACGAAGAAUCCUCUCAACAAUUUCUUCAGGCCAGUGCAGAGACAGCAGCCUGGUCGGCUGUUUGGUUGAGUUAUCUUUUGCGAGUUUAUAAGGCUUUAUGCAACCUCCCGUCCAAAGGCUUGGAUGCACUUUAUCAUUCCGGUGAGACUAUUUAA
Protopolystoma xenopodis is the source of this 1146-nucleotide messenger RNA. The record is from the annotation of a GenBank genome assembly. NCBI's taxonomy places the organism in Eukaryota, Metazoa, Platyhelminthes, Monogenea, Polystomatidea, Polystomatidae.